Molecule: messenger RNA, 1344 nt
Organism: Gadus chalcogrammus (walleye pollock)
Lineage: Eukaryota; Metazoa; Chordata; Actinopteri; Gadiformes; Gadidae
Product: disabled homolog 1-like
Exons: 9
Coding region: 154-1344 (396 amino acids)
Source: RefSeq, a predicted model, not a curated record
AACCCGUUGCAGUGAGGAGGAUUUCUGAACAAAACGGAAAACAAAUAAACAGAGCCUCUCUUUUGCGAUGCCUCGCCCGGCACGCUGUCUGUCUUCCAUUAGGGUCCCGAAACAAGCCGCUGUCGGGCAGUACCGCCCCUCACCACCAGCCCCAUGAGCACUGACGGGCACGCGGGGCCAGCUGGGAGCAGUCCAGGCCCGGGCCAGGCACCCAUCAGGACCUGGCUGCAGUCCAGUAGGAGAAGGGCCGCCGCCGCUAGCAAAGUGGUCACCGACCCGACGGCCCGUUUCCACGGGGACGGGGUUCGCUACAAGGCCAAGCUGAUCGGCAUGGACGAGGUGGUGCAGGCGCGGGGCGACAAGAUGUGUCUGGACUCCAUGAUGAAGCUCAAGGGCCAGGAGGCGGCCUCCAGGAGCCAUGGGAAGCACAAGCAGAGGGUCUUGCUCAGGGUCUGCAGCGAGGGGCUGAAGAUAGUGGACGAAAAGACGGGGUGUGUGAUGUAUGAGCAUGACGCCAGGAGGAUCAGCUCUCUGAAGAGGGAUGAGAGUGACUGCAGAGCUCUGGCCUACGUCUUCCAGCACCUGGGCUCCUACACUCUGUUCUACAUCAAGAUGGCCAACAUGGCAGAUCCGGUCCUGGAUGACAUCCAGCAGGUGUGCCAGGAUCUGGACCAGGUCUCCCCAGAGAAACCCACACAGGAACCCACACAGGGACCCACACAGAACAAGCCUCUUUUGUUUCUGGAUGAGAGUGAUCCCAUUCCUGCAGAGGUUCCAGCUGAUUUGGUUGAACCUACCUCCCCAACAAGACCAUUAAGAGAGGCAUUGCCUAGCAAUGAGUUGGAAGACAUAUUCACCAUCCGAUUGGACGAGCCAGCAACAGCCAAUCAGAUUGCGGCCAGCCCUCAGCAAGGAUCGCCCCAGAAAGCCCUUUCCACUGCUCAGAUCCUGUCCAACUUCCCCGCUCUGCCAUCAAGGGGAUCCCCCUACUCGUCCCCCACCACCAUGGGCCCCUGGGGCCUCGCGGCGGGGCCCUUCCCCACCCUAUCCCCCCCGACGUCCCCUCAGUGGGGGGGAGGAGGUUCUCCGGCCCCUUGGCCGGGCCAGACGGGAGCCCCGGCAGCGUGGCCCCAAUCGGGCAGCAUGCAAGGCCCUGUGUGGCCGCCCAUGCAGGCCUACGGGCCCCCGCAGCAUCAGCCGCCACCAGCGCGGGACCCCUGGGGACAGAGCGGAGGGAUGUCUGCCAGCCCGGCCCCCGCCGUCACCGCACAGCUGUACCCCGGGCCCCCCAUACCUGGAAGCCCUGUGGCCCCCGCCCCUCAACAACAACCGUCUUUCCUGUAA